AUGGCAGGCUUUACGCGGAUGGGUGGAGUGUUCACCGCAGCAAAUGUUUCAGAAGGGUACGUGGCCUGUCCAGCUCCAGCUCCCUACAUCUCCCUACUCUACAUCCCUCUCUUCGGCAAUGUUGCGCAAAUGGCUGACGUUAGGAACAGAAAUUUCGGAGCUGACGGUGCGGAGCUCAGCCCAUGCUCGAUUGAAGCUCACUUCGCUGCUCGAUUGAAGCUCACUUCGCUGAUCUGUGCCGCAAUGCAGGAGGGCUACGAGGAGGAGCUGCGAGCCUAUGUUGGGUUUUGGGGCGUCGACUGGUUAAAGUACGGGGUUGUCAGGCUGAGGAUCCCUGGGCCACCGAGAGGAGCGGCCCACAAGCGCGCCAAAGAAGCUGGCUUCCAGGUCCAAGUGCUGCAGGGUCAACUGCGCGAGGCUGAGGCUAUCCUGGAGGGGGAGCGGCAGGAGUUACGUGUGGCGCAAGAAGCACAAGCAGUGGCAGGUGCUGACCUCCUCCAACUCAAGGAGGAGCGCAAAGCCAUGCUUGUUCGCAUCAGCCAGUUCGAGGAGGAGAAGUCCCGGGACAUGGAGUCCAUGCUACAGCGUCACCGUGAGCAGUGGCGCGAGGCUGCCGACAGAGAAUCCGAGCAGAUGCGGGCCUCCAUUGAAGCAACGCGCAGCCGGAUCUUGAAGGACCUUGAGAGGCAGACCCAAGCCAGGGAAUCGGCGCGCCUUCUCAAGGAGCUGGAGGACUCGAAGGCAGAGUGCAUGAGGCUGCGGGGUGUGGAGCAGCGACACGCUGCCGUGAUCACUGAGCUGGAGUCUCUGCGCGAGAAGCUGCGGGAGCAAGAUGCCGCUGAGUGCAGGCGUUCUGUGGAUGAGAUCCAGGCGAAGGAGCUGCGCGAGCGCUGGACCAGCAGGGAGUGCACUUACCUGCUUCCUGGCGCACGGCCGGUCUUGCUGCCAACGCUGCUGGCCAGUUCAGCAGGACCUUCGUCCCGGACACCCCCCGGCGCCUCUGCAGCUGGCUCGGCGUCGUGCGACGCAAGCUCAGCGUUGGCCUCGCGUCGAGAUGGGUCCUGUACCACGAUGUACGGCAAGCACGACAAGAAGACAAGGAAGCAGCGUGCUCACACGUUCGGCAGCCUGCGCAAGAAGAAGGUGAAGCAGGUGCGAAGCGGCAAGAACAAGGAGGUGCAGAUGCUUCAGGAGGAGCUUCGCAACCUCAGCGACUGCUUGGCGCAGAAGGAGGAGGACCUGCUCAACCUCCAGUUCAGCACGGCCGACCUCCACAACCGCUGCGACGAUCAGGGCGCCCUGGUCGUGGAGAACGCGGACGCCUUCCAAAAGGCCUCGGAGGAGCUGGCGGAAAAGGACGAGGCCCUCGAGCAUGCGCUGCAGAUGCAGCAGGCGCUUUUCGCGCUCCUUAGUUUCUUCGUGAUUGCGCUGUCGCUUGGUCACCGCUGA
Molecule: messenger RNA, 1449 nt
Organism: Symbiodinium natans
Lineage: Eukaryota; Dinophyceae; Suessiales; Symbiodiniaceae
Source: the annotation of a GenBank genome assembly